Cygnus atratus (black swan) is the source of this 1683-nucleotide messenger RNA. RefSeq names its product adenosine deaminase domain containing 1 (gene ADAD1). The coding region runs from base 1 to 1683 and encodes 560 amino acids. Gene Ontology annotation, cellular component: cytoplasm; nucleolus. The record is from RefSeq and is a predicted model, not a curated record. The transcript is spliced from 11 exons. Lineage: Eukaryota; Metazoa; Chordata; Aves; Anseriformes; Anatidae. Gene Ontology annotation, molecular function: double-stranded RNA binding; tRNA-specific adenosine deaminase activity; double-stranded RNA adenosine deaminase activity. Gene Ontology annotation, biological process: adenosine to inosine editing; RNA processing.
AUGCAAAAGAAGAUUUUGCCAGCUCAGACUUCUACAAAACAGCUUUUAGGAAAGUCUGUGGCUGUAAGGCCAAAAUUCUCACCUUCUGAGAGGUACAGGGGACCAGGUUUCACUCGGAAGAUGGCACAAAAUCCAGAGCCUUUACUGUCAAAACCACCCCGUAUACCUCCACAGUCAGCACUUCCCUCAAAGGAAGUGCUAGCAGAGUUUAUUGAAACAUACAAGCAGGGUAAAAUAAACCCAGUAUCUGCCUUGUAUCAGUUUGCACAAAUGCACUGCGUACAACUUGAAUUGAAAGAAACUAGCGCGCCAGGCAAUGUCAUAAGUCUUUAUUUUGCCUUUUGUGCUGUGUUGAAUGGUGUUUGCUACAAGACUGGAUUGGGAAAAAACAAGAAGGAAGCUAAAUUCAAUGCAGCUAAACUGGCUCUUGAUGAGAUACUUGAGUUGGAGUAUGCAGGGGCAAUGACUUCUGACAAGUCAGGUCCUCCCUGUAUUCCUGUUGAGCCUGAAGCUCCAGCAAAGUCCGCUUAUGUUUCAAGGAUCUGUUUUGAAGGAAGACGGCUUAUAUAUCAAAAAUUUUCACAAAUGUUGGAAAGACUAUUUAACAGCCUGACUACCAAAUACCCGGAGUACCAAAGUUGUGGCAGUUCACUGGCUGCCUUCAUCAUUGAAAAAGGUGGACGGUAUGAAAUUGUAGCUCUAGGAACAGGAGAAUGUAAUUACAGUAAGGACUAUCAACCCUGUGGAAGAGUGUUACACGACAGCCAUGCCAUCGUUACUGCAAGGCGUUCUCUCCUUAGAUAUUUUUAUAGACAUCUUAUGCUGUUCUAUAAUAAAAAUCCAGCACGCACAGAGAAAUCCAUAUUUUGCACAGCGCCUGGCUCAAAGCUGCUUGUCCUGAAACAAAAUACAAAUAUCUUUCUCUAUAUGAAUCAGCUGCCAAAAGGAUCUGCACAGUUAAAAUCACAGUUACAUCUCAAUCCCCAAUCUAUGUCUGCUUAUGAAGCUAGUGAAGAACUGAGUCUCCAUGUUGCUGUAGAAGGCAGGAUUUACCUUUCGGUUUGUUGUCCACCUAAAACUGUUAGAGCAAGGAGCAUGUCAGCCACUGACAAAUUAACAAAAUGGGAAGUGGUUGGUAUUCAGGGGGCGUUGCUGAGUCACUUCAUUGAACCAGUUUAUAUCAACAGUAUUCUUGUAGGAAAUGGAAAUUGCAAGGAUACGAGAGGGUUAGAAAUAGCUAUAAAACAGCGUAUUGAUGAUGCACUCACAGUGGAGCUUCCCAUGCUUUAUGUGGUCAACAGAUCUCAUAUUUAUUUGGUGAACGCUGCACAGCCGAUUCAGAUGGAUAUGAAACACAGGUCUCUUAGUUUGAAUUGGUCGCUGUCAGAUGCAUCAGUGGAGAUUGUGGAUGGAUUAAAUGGAAAAACCGCUGAAAGUUCACCGUUCAAAAGUGGUACUUACAUGGCAAGUCGUCUUUGCAAGGCGGCAAUGCUUAGUCGUUUCAAAUUGCUGGCUAAGGAAGCGGAAAGAAAUGAUUUACUUCAAAUUGCUACAUACCACGAAGCUAAGGUUCAGUCUGAAUCGUAUCAAGAAGCUAAAAAGUUGCUGCACAGCUACUUAGAGCAACAUGGUUAUGGAUCCUGGAUUGUGAAGUCUCCGCAUAUAGAGCAGUUCAUUGACUAA